AAUUUGAAGCUGAAUGUUUUGUCAAACCAAGGUUAUAGUGGAAUGAUUUUUUUUUUGUGCAAAUCAUUUGAAUAAACAGCAAAUGAAAUCAUGGAUAAUUUAAAAAAAAGUCGAUGUUUAUUAAAAAGUGUUGAGGCAACGCAUCCACACAUUGAAAUAUCUACAAACAGUGACACAUUAAUUGGUAGAACGCGCGAAUCACAACUUGACGAUACAUUGGUGUCGAAAAAACACAUAAAAAUGCGCGCUGAUUUUGAUAAGAAAUGCGUUAUCUUCGAAAUACUCGGUUUGAAUCCAUCGACACUGAACGGUGUGACUUUAGAAAAAAAUAAAAAACACAAAGCUUUCCAAGACGAUAUAAUCGAAAUUAUUCCAUCAAAGUAUCCAUAUAAAAUUCACUUUGAAUUGGCCAAUCACAGUCGAAAACGAAGUGCAGACGACAAAACGAUCGAAAGUCCACCGAAAAGAAUGAAAUACAAAAUAGGCAUUUCAUUGGAUGCGAACAAACAAGGUACAAAUACAUCAUGGGAGAGCUACAAUAAUGGCCAAUUGUUGGUGUAUACAUCGCCAAAUUGUCAACCAUCGGAAAAAAUUGCUGCUUAUGAUAUGGAUGGAACGCUCAUCAAAACUCAAUCAGGAAAAGUGUUUCCAACCGACAUUGAUGAUUGGACAUUGGCAUUUGGUCCUGUGACAACAACACUAAAAUCAAAACAUUCGGAUGGAUUCAAAAUUGUGAUAUUAACGAAUCAAGCUGGUGUUACGUCGGGAAAAACAAAAGUGGCUGACAUCAAAAAGAAAAUCGAAAAUGUUAUAAAAGCGCUUUGCGUACCAGUACAAGUAUUUGUUGCAACUGGUGACAAUUACUUCCGUAAACCAAUGACUGGUAUGUGGCAGGCUUUAUGUGAUCAAAAAAAUGGCAUAAAUGUCGUUGACAUGAAUCAGAGCUAUUUUGUGGGUGAUGCAGCCGGUCGUCCAGAAAUCAAAGCAAUGAAAAAGAAAAAAGACCAUUCAUCUGCCGAUCGUUUGAUGGCCAUCAAUUUAAAUUUGACAUUUUUCACACCCGAAGAACACUUUUUAAAAGUACCAACGCAAAAUUGGAUCAAACCGGAAUUUAAUCCCAAAGACUAUUUAAAACGAACAGUUCAAAUGAUCGAUGAGCCGAGAACCAAAAUUACAUCAACUGAUCUGGAAUUGAUUUUAUUGGUGGGCGGACCUGGAACCGGUAAAAGUCGCUUUUGUAAAGAUCAUUUGGAAGGAAACUAUGAGAUUGUAAGCCGUGACGUGAUUGGAACAUGGCAAAAAUGUGUUGAUCGUGUCAAUGAUUGUUUGAAAACAAAACGCAAAGUUGUGGUCGACAAUACGAAUGGAGACCGAGAAAGUCGUGCCCGUUAUGUGAAUGCAGCUAAAAAGCAUAAAGUUCCAUGUCGAUGUUUUGUUAUGACAACUAGCUUCAAGCAUGCCGAACACAAUAUCGCAUUCCGUGAACUUACUGAUACCAAACAUUCGAAAAUCAAUAAAAUUGUACUGAACAGUUAUAAAAAAAACUACCAAGAUCCAACGAAGGAAGAAGGAUUCACUGAAAUUGUCCGCAUUAAUUUUGUUCCAAAGUUCAACGAUGAACAAGAUAAAUGGCUUUAUGAAAUGUAUUUGUUAGCGUAAAAAUCAUUUGAUGUCGCUUUUUUUUCUCUAUUUAUUGUCAUUUUCGA
This is a messenger RNA of Contarinia nasturtii (swede midge), 1706 nucleotides long. RefSeq lists its product as uncharacterized. Gene Ontology annotation, molecular function: polynucleotide 3'-phosphatase activity; protein binding; ATP-dependent polydeoxyribonucleotide 5'-hydroxyl-kinase activity. The coding region runs from base 91 to 1659 and encodes 522 amino acids. NCBI's taxonomy places the organism in Eukaryota, Metazoa, Arthropoda, Insecta, Diptera, Cecidomyiidae. The transcript has 2 exons. The record is from RefSeq and is a predicted model, not a curated record. Gene Ontology annotation, biological process: DNA repair.